Molecule: messenger RNA, 903 nt
Organism: Myotis brandtii (Brandt's bat)
Lineage: Eukaryota; Metazoa; Chordata; Mammalia; Chiroptera; Vespertilionidae
Product: zinc finger and SCAN domain-containing protein 4-like
Exons: 1
Coding region: 1-903 (300 amino acids)
Source: RefSeq, a predicted model, not a curated record
AUGUCUGUGUCCGUGAGGAGAAUGGCAUCUCAAGACGAACAACCCAGAAACGGUCCCCGGGCAGGAAACUUCACGCUUAGAUCUCGCGGAGGACCCAUCAACCAGGAUGGAGAGGAGGCGGAGGAGGUCGGCUUCCCCAGCCCUGGGCUCAUCUCAUUGAACAACGGCAGCCAAGGGCAUGGGAUGGUGGAGCUGCGGGGCAUCUUUUGGUCUUUCUGCUCGUGGCUGCAGCCAGACACGCACAGUGAUCAGGAGAUGAUUGUCCAACUGUCAAUGGAGCAGUUCCUGCUCAACAGGCCCAGCAGCGAGAGGGCUGCCUGGCAGGAGAAGUGGGAGUCGAGUGGCAGAGACAUGGAGGCGUUCAUGAAGCACCUGGGGGAUGAGGGCCUGAGGUCCCCCAGCAUGAUCCAUGUCAGCAUGGGGGGGGGGGGGCAGGAAGCCCUGUUCUCGGAGAACAUGCCCAUAGGACAGGUCCUGGCCCACCUCCAGGAGCAGCGCUCAGCAGCCGCCACCACAGGGACCCCCUCCCCAGCUCCCCCAGAGACACCCCGACCAGCAGCACCAGAAGAUGCAGAUGAAGAUGGCGACAACCUUUCCAGUCCUGACCACCAACCCCCCUUUAUGCUCAUCCCGGAGGAAGAGAGCCCUCAGGGCCCCGCAGAGAGCGAGGUGUCCGGGGAGAGUCCACGCAGCUCCGGUUCAGCAAGUCCGGGCGCCCCCACUGCCCAGGAAGAGCCUCCCCGAGAGGAGGCGCCCCGGGAGGCGGGGGGCGCCCAGAAGCUGUACCGGUGCGACCAGUGUCCCCGGGUCUUCCAGUACCUCUGUCGGUUCCAGCUGCACCAGAGGAGGCACAACAACGAGCGGCCCUUCGUUUGCGCCACGUGCAGCAAAGGCUUCUUCUAG